CCUAACGUCAAUAUUCUGUGAUCUUCGACUUGAGACUGGGAAAUGAAUCUUCAAAAUGAAUCUUUAAGGAUUCGGGUAUAACUUAGGCAAUCAAAUAAAAUACUUGAUGAGCUUUCUAAAAGAUACAUGAUACUUCUUGAUUCUCAUUUGCGCAUUUACACGCCAAAACACCUACUGAAUAACAAGUGGAAUGGCCUCCCGUUUCGUGUCAGGCGGCACUAUCGCCGGCGACGACGGUGAACCGCAGCAGCCCGCAUCCGUGACACCUUCAAGCAAGGUGCAGGAGGCCCCGGAAACACAAAAAUGGGACAAGGAAACCAUGAAGAGAAACGCCGAAUGGGAAGCCGUGCAACGCGACCUCGAAGCUGACCGCCGGAGACGCGAAGAGGCGCGUAGGGCACAGGUCGAGGGGGGUCCCGGUGGGGAAAAUAAGACCUUGUAUGAUAUUUUGCAGGCGAAUAAAGCGGCUAAGCAGGCGGCAUUCGAGGAGAAGACUCGUAUCAGCAAUCAGUUCCGUGCGCUGGACGACGACGAGAUCGAUUUUCUGGAAAGCAUGCGUGACGAGCGGCGCGUUGAGGAGGAAAGGGUUAAGCGUGAGACGGAGGAGAGGUUGGCUAGCUUCCGACAGGCACAGAAGGCUACCUCCGGGACCGCUGCCCCUGCCGGGGAUUCUGGAGAUGGAGAUGGAGAUGUCGUGCAUGAAGGUAUCGGCGAUGAUGUCGGGACAUGGACUGGCGGGGCAAAGAAGCGAAAGAGGCCGGAUAAGGAGGUAAAGACCAUUGUUAAAGGUGUGAAGAGGAGAGCUAGUGGGUCGGAAAAGGAAGUUGAACGAGCGGCCGCACCGGAUACGAGGCUGGAAGGGUCGAAGGAGAAGAAGGAAGCAAAGCCUAUACCGAAUACCAUGGCAACCUCCGACCUGAAGUCUUCGAAACCCAUAGAGGAGAAAACAGUGCAGGAGGAGCCAAAACCAAAACCAAAACCGAAGCUUGGCCUGGUGGAUUAUGGCUCUGACGAAGAUGACGAUGAUUAAUACACCCCAGCUAAAGCUUCAUAAUGGCUAUUCGCUUACCGCCGCUAUAAUUUCCUACGGCUCUUGCCUCAACAUAGGUUAAGGCCUAAUAUGAACUGGGGGCUGGGGAUGUCUACCGGGAUAUGUGUACGAUAGGUGAACUGAGCGUCUGCCAUGGGAACCAACGAACAAAUCAGAGAUACUGAUAAUUGAAGCUCACGACUACGUUGGUAAUACAUACCAACAGACAAUGUCACAUGUACAAUGUACGAAUAAUUGGCUGA
Daldinia vernicosa is the source of this 1293-nucleotide messenger RNA. RefSeq lists its product as uncharacterized. The record is from RefSeq and is a predicted model, not a curated record. NCBI's taxonomy places the organism in Eukaryota, Fungi, Ascomycota, Sordariomycetes, Xylariales, Hypoxylaceae. Gene Ontology annotation, cellular component: nucleus. The transcript has 2 exons. The coding region runs from base 191 to 1030 and encodes 279 amino acids.